AUGCCGCUUCUCCAGGCAAUGGAGGACACAUGUGGGGACAUACAGGUUGCCUCUGUCCAAGGCCGCCUUCUGCUGAUGGGAUCAGGACUGAGGCUCAGUACCAUUAAUAUCAACCACAGCCUCCUGGACCCCUGGUCUAUCGGGUCCCUGUCCACAGCCUCCUGGACCCCUGGUCUAUCGGGUCCCUGUCCACAGCCUCCUGGACCCCUGGUCUAUCGGGUCCCUGUCCACAGCCUCCUGGACCCCUGGUCUAUCGGGUCCCUGUCCACAGCCUCCUGGACCCCUGGUCUAUCGGGUCCCUGUCCACAGCCUCCUGGACCCCUGGUCUAUCGGGUCCCUGUCCACAGCCUCCUGGACCCCUGGUCUAUCGGGUCCCUGUCCACAGCCUCCUGGACCCCUGGUCUAUCGGGUCCCUGUCCACAGCCUCCUGGACCCCUGGUCUAUCGGGUCCCUGUCCACAGCCUCCUGGACCCCUGGUCUAUCGGGUCCCUGUCCACAGCCUCCUGGACCCCUGGUCUAUCGGGUCACUGUCCACAGCCUCCUGGACCCCUGGUCUAUCGGGUCACUGUCCACAGCCUCCUGGACCCCUGGUCUAUCGGGUCACUGUCCACAGCCUCCUGGACCCCUGGUCUAUCGGGUCACUGUCCACAGCAGACACACACCUUGUAUCCCAGAGGCCCACCUUGGCAGUUAGAGGAAAGGCUCCGCCCCCAUCACCAUGACAGCAGCGUUGCCACGGAACGCUGCCCCCCUGUCUGUGCCUGGCCUGUUGCUCCUCCCCCUGCUUCUGCUGCCCCUCCCCAUCGCACUGUCCCAGAAACCCAUGCUGCCCUCCCCACCCGCCCCCACGCCCGCCCCCAGUACCUAUCUCGGCCGGAGUGUACCCGGAGAGAACACCCUGUGGUCACCUUCCAAGCCCUGAGUCCUUGGAUCACUAUAUUCUCCCACCCGGAUGUGAGAGACUACUCUCAACUGACCCUUGACCUGACCAGGAAUGAGUUGAUAGUGGGAGCAAGAAACUUCCUCUUCAGAUUGAGCCUCAACAAUGUGUCUCUCAUCCAGGCAACGGAAUGGAGUCCAGACGAUGACACCAGGAGGUCCUGUCAGAGCAAAGGGAAGACGGAGGUGGAGUGUCAGAACUACAUCCGCGUCCUGCUGGUCAAUAAGACUGAGGUCAUUACCUGUGGAACCAACGCCUUCCAGCCCCUCUGUAUCACCCGGGAGGUUGGGAAUAUGAGUAGUGUGUUGGAUCGCGUGAACGGCGUGGCAAGGUGCCCCUACGACCCUCGCCAUAACUCCACGGCGGUGGUGACGGAGAGCGGCGAACUAUACGCCGCCACGGUCAUCGACUUCUCUGGUCGCGACCCUGUCAUCUACCGGAGCCUAGGGGGCAUGCCACCCCUCAGGACGGCCCAGUACAACUCCAAGUGGCUCAAUGAGCCCCAUUUCAUCUCAGCCUAUGAUGUGGGUCUCUUCACAUUCUUCUUCCUGCGUGAGAACGCUGUGGAACACGACUGUGGGAAGACCGUCUACUCCCGGGUGGCCCGCGUCUGUAAGAACGACAUCGGAGGGCGGUUCCUACUGGAAGACACCUGGACCACCUUCAUGAAGGCCAGGCUGAACUGCUCGCGCUCCGGAGAGUUCCCCUUUUACUAUAAUGAGCUGCAGAGCACCUUCUAUCUGCCUGAACAAGACCUCAUCUACGGGAUAUUCACCACCAAUGUGAACAGUAUAGCAGCGUCUGCAGUGUGUGCGUUUAACCUCAGCUCCAUCACCCAGGCCUUCAAUGGACCCUUCCGUUCCCAGGAGAACCCCCGCUCUACCUGGCUGCCCACCCCCAACCCCAUCCCCAACUUUCAGUGUGGUACCAUAGAUGACGACGGCGGUCCUAACGAUGGUCUGACGGAGCGCAGCCUCCAGGACGCCCAGCGGCUGUACCUGAUGAACGACGUGGUGCAGCCCGUCUCUGUGGACCCCUUGGUCAUGCAGGAUGACGUGCGCUUCUCCAGGCUGGUGGUGGACAUCGUACAGGGCCACGACACACUCUACCAUGUCAUGUACAUCGGCACAGAGUACGGCACCAUCCUGAAGGCUCUUGCGACCACCAAUAAGAGCCUUCAAGGGUGUUACCUGGAGGAGAUCCAGCUCUUCCCCGCUGGGGUGCAGGAGCCAAUCUUGAGCCUGCAGAUCCUUCAAAGUGAUAGGUCACUGUUUGUAGGACUCAACAAUAAAGUUCUGAAGAUCCCUCUGGAGAGAUGCUCCAACUACAAGACUGAGAUGCUAUGCCUGGAGGCCCGGGACCCAUACUGUGGCUGGGACAGGAAACAGAGGCGAUGCACCACCCUGGAGGAUAGCUCUAACAUGAGCCAGUGGAGUCAGAACAUCACUGUGUGUCCGCUGAGGAACCAGAUCACCAUUGGCGGCUUUGGACCCUGGGCAGCGUGGCAACAAUGCAGCAACGACGACGGCGAAGGCACCAGCACCUGUCUGUGUCGCUCCAGGGAGUGUGACAACCCUCCAGCUCGCUGUGGUGGGAGGAACUGUGAGGGACCCACCAUCGAAGUCUCCAACUGUUCCAGAAACGGAGGCUGGACCCCCUGGUCGUCAUGGGGACAGUGCAGCACCACCUGUGGAACGGGGUUUGAGAUGCGCCAGCGCUCCUGCAACAACCCGUCGCCCCGUCACGGUGGUCGCGUGUGUGUGGGCCCCGUCAGGGACGAAAGGUUCUGUAACGAGGGUGUGUCAUGUCCCCAGCCUAUCUUCUGGUCCCCGUGGGGUUCUUGGACUAAGUGCAGUGCUGAGUGUGGAGGUGGGGUCCACUCCAGGGUCAGGAGCUGUGAGAAUGGGAACAGCUGCCCAGGCUGCGCACUGGAGUACAAGGCGUGUAACCUGGAGGCGUGUCCAGAGGUAAAGAGGAACACCCCCUGGACCCCGUGGAUGCCCAUCAACGUGACCCAGGGCGGGGCACGCCAGGAGCAGAGGAUGCGCUACAUGUGCCGCGCCCAGCUGGCAGACCCCCACGAGCUGCAGAUCGGACGACGCAAGGUAGAAACCCGCUUCUGCCCCAACGACGGCACGGUUGCCUGCGAGACCGACACUCUAGUGGAGGACCUCCUGAGGACCCCUGUGGUACGAGUGGCAGGCGCCGACUGGUCGUCAUGGGAGACGUGGUCCGCCUGCUCCCAGGACUGUGCCAAAGGGUACCGCACCCGCAAGCGCACCUGUACCACCCCAGAGGGCAAGGCUGCCCCGCCAGCCUGCAGGGGCUCACCCGUGGAGUACCAGGACUGCAACUCUCAGGCCUGCCAAGUGAGUGGAGCCUGGUCGUGUUGGUCGUCCUGGUCUCAGUGUUCAGUGCCCUGUGGUGGAGGGCACUACCAGCGUACCCGCUCCUGUAACAACCCCAGCCCUGGCAACGGAGGAGAUAUCUGUAUUGGUCUACACACUGAGGAAGCGCUGUGCAACACACACACCUGUGAUGGCGGCUGGAUGGCCUGGUCUCUGUGGUCAGUGUGUGACAAUGCAGGACUGCAGGUACGCAGCAGGGUCUGUGGAGCUCAAGGCUCAUCCCCCUGUGUGGGAAACAGCACCGAGCACAGGGACUGCAAUGAGAUCCCAGUGAUUCUCCCUGCGUCUGGCUUUGAUAAGGACCAGCAAUGCGGAGCAUUCACCUCGCUGCACCUGAUAGCCACAGGCGUGUCCUGUUUCCUGGGGGCGGGCCUUCUGUCCUUUCUGGCCUACGUGUAUAGCCAGCGCUUCCACAAGCCCUCGCAGGAAUCCGCUGUCAUACACCCCACCACGCCCAACCACCUCAACUACAAGGGCAACACUACACCAAAGAACGAGAAGUACACGCCCAUGGAGUUCAAGACUCUGAACAAGAAUAACCUGCUCCCAGAUGAGAGGUCUAACUUCUACCCAACGCCCCUGCAGCAGACUAACAUGUACACCACCACCUACUACCCCACAGCGCUGGGCAAAUAUGACUACAACAGGCCUGACUCCUCCCCUUCCCCCUGCAGGACCUAUAACAACAGCUGAGACACCCCGCCCCCACCCCCAUGGCCCCCGGCACCGCCCACCCAGACUGAACUGAACUCCACCCCAAUCACAAUGGUGACAGAUGGAAUGGUGACUGAACCCAUCCAUUUUUGCUUCCCUCUCCUUUAUCCCAUGGUAUCUACCAAAUGGUGAGGGGGGUGUAACGGUAUACCUGGAACAUACACUCUGUAGAGGUGCUGAUGCCUCCAUUAGACUCGCUAAGUAGAGCCAGGAUUUUGAUCAUAGUUUGGGGUAUAUUUUGGGGGGUGUGAGUACUGGAUAUCACAGUGUCGACGUAGUGCUUCGGUGGAGAGAUAAAUGAUGAACUCUAUAAGACACUAUAAGCUACUACUGUAUGGAGUUGAACUACUUAUCCCUGUGGAACUUGACAACCUGGGCGCCUUACUGUAGGUGUUGUGUUGCUAUCCAGAGAGGCUAGAGUUGGCCAUAGGAGAAAACUCUUCCCUGGUCUGUCUGGUCACCUCUAUGAUUGAGUCUCUUUUUUUAUUUUAUUUCUUUUUUUUACUCCCUUUUUCAAUCUUGUCUCAUCGCUGCAACUCCCCAACGGGCUCGGGAGAGGCAAAGGUUGAGUCAUGCAUCCUCCAAAACAUGACCAGCCUAACCGCGCUCCUUAACACCACCACUAGCUUAACCUGGAGGCCAGCUACACCAAUGUGUCAGAGGAAACACUGUUCAACUGGCGAACGGGGUCAAUCAAUCAAAUUUUAUUUAUAUAGCCCUUCGUACAUCAGCUGAUAUCUCAAAGUGCUGUACAGAAACCCAGCCUAAAACCCCAAACAGCAAGCAAUGCAGGUGUAGAAGCACGGUGGCUAGGAAAAACUCCCUAGAAAGGCCAAAACCUAGGAAGAAACCUAGAGAGGAACCAGGCUAUGUGGGGUGGCCAGUUCUCUUCUGGCUGUGCCGGGUGGAGAUUAUAACAGAACAUGGCCAAGAUAUUCAAAUGUUCAUAAAUGACCAGCAUGGUCGAAUAAUAACAAGGCAGAACAGUUGAAACUGGAGCAGCAGCACAGUCAGGUGGACUGGGGACAGCAAGGAGUCAUCAUGUCAGGUCGUCCUGGGGCACGGUCCUUGGGCUCAGGUCCUCCAAGAGAGAGAAAGAAAGAGAGAAUUAGAGAGAGCAUAUGUGGGGUGGCCAGUCCUCUUCUGGCUGUGCCGGGUGGAGAUUAUAACAGAACAUGGCCAAGAUGUUCAAAUGUUCAUAAAUGACCAGCAUGGUCAAAUAAUAGUAAGGCAGAACAGUUGAAACUGGAGCAGCAGCAUGGCCAGGUGGACUGGGGACAGCAAGGAGUCAUCAUGUCAGGUAGUCCUGGGGCAUGGUCCUAGGGCUCAGGUCAGUUGAAACUGGAGCAGCAGCAUGGCCAGGUGGACUGGGGACAGCAAGGAGCCAUCAUGUCAGGUAGUCCUGGGGCAUGGUCCUAGGGCUCAGGUCCUCCGAGAGAGAGAAAGAAAGAAGGAGAGAAUUAGAGAACGCACACUUAGAUUCACACAGGACACCGAAUAGGACAGGAGAAGUACUCCAGAUAUAACAAACUGACCCUAGCCCCCCGACACAAACUACUGCAGCAUAAAUACUGGAGGCUGAGACAGGAGGGGUCAGCCUGCGGGAACCUGGCCUUCCACAAGGAGUUGCUAGAGCGCGAUGAGCCAAGUAAAGCCCCAUCGUCCAAACCCUCCCCUAACCCGGAUGACGCUGGGCCAAUUGUGCGCCAUCAUAUGGGACUCCCGGGCCAUGGCCGGUUGUGACACACCCCGGGAAUGAACCCAGGUCUGUAGUAACACCUCCAGCACUGCGAUGCAGUGGCUUAGACCACUGCACCACUUGGGAGGCCUAUAAAUGAAUCUCUAUGACACCAACAUACCCUCGGUCUGCAGCAUCCAUCCCCAUGAUAAACAACCAAUUCUCCCAACAACAAUAGCAGUUACCCAGAACAACCCUACCAGCGCAUAUCAUUAUGUCUGUCCUUCAGUAUGGUGGAUGCGAAUCGGGAGGGAACAAAAAAAAGAACUAAAUUAAUUCAAGAGAUGAAGAGAUCAAUAUCAGUUCUAUUGUGUUUGGAGGUGGAUGGAUGCACUCAGGUCACCUCACCUCAUCAAAUGACACGAGGAGGACAAGUACCUGGGACCUCAGCUCUGCUGUGGCGCCAUGUUUUUGGGUGGUACUAUGGGACCAGGGGAACAGAGGCACAUCCAGGAAUGGCAGCGUGUGAUCUGUUAUAGGAAAAGUGCCUACACUAGACCACAUAGAUACAGACAUACUCACUGCUGGAGAGAAUCUCUAUCUGCUAAUGUCCAAUCAAGGCCCACACCUCAGGCUGGCUGUGUUAUGUACUGUAUCGGUAUGUUCACAAAGGCAAUGUUUCCCAGGGAAUGAUCUGAACAUGGGCUCGAGAGAUGAGGUGUCUGACUGAAAUACAGUGGGAAUCAUCCAGCUUUGGGAUGCUUUGGGUAUACAAUAGAGAGGAUCAUGUGGAGUCAAAUUUGACUUUCUAUCACUUCUUUUUUAUGAUGAUAUAAAGACUUUUGGAAGGAAUUACCUUGGUUCUAGAAUGGAAUGGAUGUAUUCUACUGAGUACUAUACCUACCUACCGCUCAGUGGUCAUAUUAAAUAUGGCCAGUGUGCAGAACUGGACUGCAGACAAUUUUAUAUGAUAUCAUACAAGGUGGGAUAAAAAAUAUAGUAGCGGGGCAUUUUUUUAUGAGGGAGGUUAUUUGUUUGAUGUUCAAGAGAGCAGUAGGAUAGGAGGAAAUCUUUUAUUUCACAAAUAAGGGAUAGCUGAUUCACUUGAGUAUCUCAUCGGUUUCACACCACAACAUAUUAAAAAAAUCACAGCAGCUUAGUAGCCAAUAGGUGUCUGACAAAUGAAAGGACAAUGUUGCUUUAUUACAACCACGUCUUUAUUUUUGAAGGCAUGUUUAUAGAAGGGUCCAGACCUUUAUUUUUGAAGGCAUGUUUAUAGAAGGGUCCAGACCUUUAUUUUUGAAGGCAUGUUUAUAGAAGGGUCCAGACCUUUAUUUUUGUUGUUGCAAUUUCACUUGUUUUUGAGAAACAUACCCCAACCAGCGAGUCACAACCUCAUCCUCGUUGUGCAGUACGGGAGCUCUGAAAAAACAUGAACAAAUGCUCCAAAAACACUCAAAUCCUUUUAGAAACGGAAAACCUUCAGUAUAGUGAUGCAGGUCUUUAGAUAUUGUACACGUGAAAUUGUGUCAUUCCGAACGUUAUAUUCCAUUUUGUGCAACUCAAGCUGUUUCCCCUAUCCAGCUGUUGCAUUCUCCUAGUGGCCUGCUGCUAAAAUGGACGGAGAGGUAUCAUUCGAGUUGCAACUAAAUGGAAUAUAACGUUGCGGAUAAAGUUCGUAAUGGCACAAUUUCAUGUGUACAACAUCUAAAGACCUGCAUCACUAUACUGAGAGGGUUCCUGUUUCAAAAAAGUAUUUUUGGAGCAUUUGUUCAUGUUUUUUCAGAGGAUGAGGAAAUGACUUGCUGGUUGGGGUAAGUUAACUAAAAUAAAAUAAAAAGUGAAAUUGCAAAAAUAAGUGUCUGGACCCUUGUAUAAUACUCCAAUUCAGUACAUAUAAAAUUGAGAUUUGGUUGUAAAAACACACACUAUUCUCCUUUAAGAUUUUACAAAAAUAAAAUAAUGUAGAAGCAAAUAUUCAGACUGACUGUAGCGAAUAUCAAUGUGUCCCGCUCUUUACAAUGCUAAAUCAUGCUUAAAAUGAUUUGGUAUGAGAUUAUUGUUGUGUGCGUGUGCGAGUGUUUGCGUGUGUGUGUGUGUGUGUGCGCGCAUGUUGGCGUGUGUGUGUUUGCUUGCUUCGUAUGUGUAUGCCUGUGAGAGUGAAUAAGGAGAGGAACAGACAACUGUAUGUAUUUUGUACAAUGUAAAUGUAAUUCUUUCUUACAUAUGACUGUGUAUAUAAUGGGAUCUGUAAAGGGGUAUGUGCAUUUUUUCCACACAUUAUGGUGAUAGCACUCCUAAUGUUCCACUGGGUUUCCAUAUGUUCCAUGUAUAAUAUGAUAAUCAUUGUAAGUUAACGAGAGCUGCGCAGUUCUCAUAAGGAAACACUAUUUAUAGUGAAGCUUGGAUCAUAAAGGGCAUUUCAGAAACAGAACUGAGCUAUAUUUUAUUAUUAUGCCCGCUCUUAAAAUGAAUGCUAAUUUAGCAGCAAUGCUUUCAGUUCCACUCAUAGAAAAGGUAUGAUUCGUUCUAAUUCUAUAGUUCCGUUAUAUGCACGAGAGCUCUAUCUGUACAUAAGAGACAGCCUUCGAUCUGCAGAGCAUUAAUGACAUCUAAAGGUUAGUAUAAUGUAAAUGUAUAUUGUUGUAUAGCUAACACUGUUUUUAAAAAAAAAAGCCUUAGUUGAAAAAAAAAAAAAAAGUGCAGCAGCUAUGUACUCACCAACCAUGGGGUUUGUAAGGGGAUAGAGUUUGUCAAUGUGACUGGUUGAUUACGGCCUGGACAACUUCUCCAGCUGUUUUGUAACUUUCUAUAGAUGUACAGUUUGUCGCUUUGGAUAAAAGCGUCUGCUAAAUGGCAUAUAUUAUUAUUAUUAUAUUAUGUAGUAUCUUAAUCCCCGUUUAUACCUGGUGCUAACAUACAUGCCUUGUCCUGAUUGUGUCCACAUCCUGGUUGUGCCAACAUAUUCAGACAGGUAUAGAUGAUCAAAAGACACAUUAUGAUCUGAUUGUGAUUAGAUCUUACUGACCACCUCUGGAGGUAGUCAGGGACUCAUUCUGUCUGGCCAUCUCACAAGUCUGGACAGUGAAACCAUUUAAAUCAUAAUUAUAUUGCCUUCUAAAAGAAUUGACAUGUGUCUUAAAAUAAAUAAAUAAAUAUUAUUUUGAAAGAAAUCCAUCAAAUCAUUUUCAUACAGUGAGGGACCAUGAAAUCUGGUCACAGUGCGGACACGGUGGAUGAAUAAGGCUGCGUUUAGACAGACUGGCUGUCUGACUGGCUGUCUGACUGGCUGUCUGACUGGCUGUCUGACUGGCUGUCUGACUGGCUGUCUGACUGGCUGUCUGACUGGCUGUCUGACUGGCUGUCUGACUGGCUGUCUGUCUAAACUCAGCCUUAUUCAUCAACCGUGAUACGGAUUUAGUUUUUUUACAAAAAAUGUUCACCAGGUAUAAAUAAGGUUUAGAGUAACAAAGACAGCCUGUCCUUUUAGAAGCACUCGUGCCAUUUUAAUACAAAAUAUCACCACAACAGUUUAAAAAACAUAAACAUUUUAAAUGAACAAGAACAAGGCAUAGAAAAUGGUGAGUAGUGUAUAGUUACAGUAUUACGAUAGUCCAUUGACUAGAUCAAAGUAAUUCAGCUGUUUAGAGGAUUUACAGCAACCCCUCCACCCAGUGGUUUUCCUUUUCCCCACUUGCCUGACCCACAUUUUGGGGUUUGUGAUUGGCUCCCCCUAAAUGAUGACUCCCUUUGAUUGUCUUCCUCUGGCCCUGUAGUAAUUUUUGAUUGGGCAAGCUGGAUGUCACAUUGUGAAUCUUUGUCCCCUGAUUGGCUCGGUGCCCUUCUAUGCAACUGACCUGGUGGUACUAUUAGAUAUGUGAUGUAGACUGUAAUCACUGCCUUUUAGACACUGUGAAUUUUUUGGUACUCUAUAUUUUUGUAUAUUGUACAUUAUAAAGGAUAAUAAACCUUGAUGCCAACA
Molecule: messenger RNA, 9722 nt
Organism: Oncorhynchus keta (chum salmon)
Lineage: Eukaryota; Metazoa; Chordata; Actinopteri; Salmoniformes; Salmonidae
Product: semaphorin-5B
Exons: 23
Coding region: 1-4041 (1346 amino acids)
Biological process (GO): positive regulation of cell migration; axon guidance; axon extension
Molecular function (GO): semaphorin receptor binding; chemorepellent activity
Source: RefSeq, a predicted model, not a curated record